Molecule: messenger RNA, 735 nt
Organism: Nicotiana attenuata
Lineage: Eukaryota; Viridiplantae; Streptophyta; Magnoliopsida; Solanales; Solanaceae
Product: RNA-directed DNA polymerase homolog
Exons: 1
Source: RefSeq, a predicted model, not a curated record
ACGGAGGUGAUCAAGUGGUUAGAUGCCGGGGUUGUGUACCCCAUCUCUGACAGUUCUUGGACUUCGCCGGUGCAAUGUGUGCCGAAGAAGGGCGGUAUGACCGUGGUGACCAAUGCGCAAAAUGAACUAAUUCCUACCCGGACAGUCACCGGAUGGAGGGUGUGCAUGGACUACCGCAAGCUGAACAAAGUGACCCGCAAGGAUCACUUUCCAUUGCCUUUCCUUGACCAGAUGCUUGAUCGACUUGCUGGGCGUGCCUUCUACUGUUUCUUGGAUGGGUAUUCUGGGUACAACCAAAUCUUGAUUGCUCCGGAAGAUCAGGAGAAGACCACUUUCACUUGUCCAUAUGGCACCUUUGCCUUUUCUAGGAUGCCUUUUGGGUUGUGCAAUGCACUGGCUACAUUCCAGCGGUGUAUGAUGGCCAUUUUCACCGACAUGGUGGAAGAUAUUUUGGAGGUGUUCAUGGACGACUUUAGUGUGGUGGGAGACUCAUUUGAUGAAUGCUUGAAGAAUCUUGAUAGGGUGUUGGCCCGGUGUGAAGAAACCAAUCUUGUGCUCAAUUGGGAAAAAUGCCACUUCAUGGUGGAGGAGGGCAUAGUCCUUGGUCAUAAAAUUUCAAAACAUGGCAUAGAAGUGGACAAAGCUAAAAUAGAGGUGAUUUCAAGGCUUCCUCCCCCUACUUCUAUCAAGGGGGUUAGAAGUUUUCUUGGGCAUGCGGGGUUCUACCGGAGAUUU